UAUUCUGAGGAUGAAUUGGACCAUUUACUCUCGACGAAAAUUUUUUAAAAUUAUUUUCCUGUUUUUAAUUGAUGACUAAUUACUCUAUUUUGCAUAAAAAUAUUUUUACGUACACAUUUUUAUUUAUUAUUCUUUCGAGAUUCGAGGCAACGUGUUAACAUUUUUACCAAAAUCUGUACGUGCUUCAGUUUUAGGCCUUUUAAGGCCGUGAGCGAGAAUUUCCAUUUUUGCGUGACAUUUUUCUCGCGAUGGAGAUAAAUAUAGAUUCUCGCUUACGGAUUCCAUCAGAAUUAAACUUAAAAUGCGUGGGCAUGAAGUGUUUUUUUCGCUUUUGACCGGACCAAUUUUAAAUUGUUCACACAAGGAAAUUAGUGUAAGUCUUCAGUUGGACAAAAAUCAGCCGAAGUCAAGAUUUCUUUAAAUAGCGCUGUAAAUUUUUCCAAUUUUGACCCGACUUCAAAAAUGAAAGAACCUUUCUGCACACAAUUACAUUGUGCAAAAGAAAAAUCAUCUUUUCAAAACCUUUUAAUUUUUCAAAAAUUUCUGGUUUGUUACAUUUUUCAAAAUUUUGAAAAUUGAUCAUAAUUUAAAAAUUUGUGCGAGGGAAAAACACGUCACGCCCACAAAUUUUAAGCUUAAACAAAAUUAUGUAUGAUGGAAUAUGAGAAUCUGUACUUUCCUCCCUCCCCUCGUGAGAAAAAUUUCACGGUAAAAAUGAAAAUUCUCGCUGACUUAGUCAAAAUUUCUUUUAAACUGAGUAUUAUGAAAAAUCCUGAAACACGUUUUUAAUGAUUUAUCUAAUGCUACAUAAUUUUCGUGGUUUCGUCAAAAUCGGAGCGAGACCGCUGGCAUUGUUAGUUAAAUGACCCCCACUGACCAACCACUUGACCAAUCAUGCCCAACGUAGAUUGGAUAUCUAGCAUUGGAAUACUGAUUUCUCAAAAUCGUCAUAUCGAGCUGAAAUGUUGCUUACGUGACUUAUCCUUAAUGGAAGAAUAUGGAAUGAAAUUGGUAAAUUUUUUAUCUGGAGCGACUCUAUGGGGUGACGGGUGACCCAUCCAAAUUGCUGUAAAAACAUGAAAUCCGGCAUGGUGAUACUUAAUGGCUUCUUAUGAAUGAAUAUAAAGUUAAAAGUGCAACCAGAGUGACCCUGGAGGCUGACCCAUACCGUUUUGAAACGUUAUUAUUUCAUCUGAAAUUUGAUAUGGGGAUAAAAACCACUUCUGGAUAGCACACCCAGCUUUGGAAGUUCAAGAUGUUAAAGAUUUUUAUGCCAAAUAAUAGAAAAUCUAACAAACAUUUAGCUAUCCACAACAAGGAGUUUGGUAAUAUUAUGUCGGUCAAUUCGGAGAAAAAUUUAGAACUCUGACUCAAUGGACUCUGUCCCUGACUCGGCUAUAUGGAGUCUUCCUGCACGCACUGUAGAUUUUUAUUUUGUAUUUUAAUUUAUUAUUUAAUUUCUACGUUCUAAUGUGCCGCACAAGCAGUUUACGUAAAAGUAUGAAUUUGUGGAAUUUAUGUACAGACAGACAGACAGACACAUGGAUACACAAGGCUGGAUAUUAUAAUCCAGCUUUUCAAAAAAUGAAAAUUUCCAUUUUUUCCGAGUUACGGCCGAACCCAGAAACACCGGCGUAGCCGUUAGUGAUUGAAGAAUCCUGUCAUAAACCAGCAAAAUUUAAAAAUCAAAUCGAACCAAUUAAAAAUUUUGCACAUUUAAAUUAUGAAAAUGCCAUUUUUAACGCAAACACACAGUCAAACAUAAUUAUAAUAAUCAUGCUAUUGAACCAAACUAUAUAUAAAACCUAAAUUCAAAAUCAAUCAUUUUAUACGAUGCGAUGGUUUCGCCUCAGUGCGAUCCUCUGUGUAUCGAUCACGGUCUUGAUGGCAGUGACCUUCGCCGCAGUGAUCGUUUCGAUGUGUACAAACGCCUCCCACACAAAGGCCAUGGAUUCGGACCCAUAUUACAACGGCACCCUGGGCAUCUACAUUAUCAUAAUUAUCGUCCAAGUCUGCUUCAUCUCGUCCUCCUUCCUCGCCUACUACGUCUCCUUUAUCAACUGGCGAAACAACUAUCAAAUGGAUCACUCCGUUCGUCGAAAGUUCAUCAUGUGGAUGUUCAUGUGGAGCGUGUUUGCCUUGCUUGACUUGGGCGUCGCUAUUUUCGCCAUCGUCAGAGGAAAAGAACCGCAAGAAGAGAUGGCCUCCUUGUACGAGACUUUCUCCAAGUAUAAUCAGGAUACAAAAUUUGUAGGGCAUUUUGAACGGUAUCAACGCGAGAACGGCUGUUGCGGUGUGUACGGUCCGGAUGAUUGGCUCAUGGUACAACUUCGAUCCGGAAUGGGGGGUGGUGGUGGAGGGGGAGGAUUUCAAAGUCUUGACUAUGGAUUUCGGCAAAACCCCUCCACCGGAAAGUGUCACCUCACCCCGCCCACAAUUCCGAUGGGGUGUGGUCGCAAAAUACUGGAAGAGCUCCACAUCCAAUUGGCAACUUAUGCCGGACUGAUGAUCCUGCAAACUCUGGCGGCUCUAGCGGCCGCGUGUUUUGCGGGGUACUCUUUUUUCUACUGGUUGGAGAAGGAAGUGAUCGUAAUUCCGGAGGACGAGGUGUCCAAUCUGAUCGUUCUGGAGCCUGAGAGCAGUACGUCGGUUGUGACGGGGGCGUCGGGGUAUUAUGGUGAGGGUCCAAAUUCUGGGUCUGGCUUCUACCCGGGGGGAGGAGGUGGAGGAGAGUAUCUUCAAGGCGGGUCGAGAGGUCCGUCUUACAUGGGUGGUGGUGGGAGUGGAUCGAGGGGUCCGUCCUACAUGGGAGGAGGUAGUGGCAGUGGAAGUUAUCGGACGCCGACAAAUAUGCCGACGGGAUAUUAUCCAGGACUAGUGGCGAGUAAUGGGACGCAAAAGACGGCAGGGGGAAGUGGAGGGGGUGGGGCGAGUGGGAUGGGUGGCGUUGGUGUUGGUGUUCCUCCGGGGACGAUGCAAACGAUAAAUGGCGUCCCACCUCCGCCAGGAUCGGGUCAGAUGGGACUGGCCGGAGUGCCAACGACGGCAGGUGGCGUCCCGGGCGGCAGCGGCGGUCCUCCACGUGACGCCACAUUAGCCAUGCUAUCCGCUGCAGGUCCUUUCGACGCUGGAUCACGACCGAUGGGUGCGUCGAAUCGCAUCGGUUCUGGAUCAAGUCGCAACACGUACAACUACCAAGCCCCACCCGGAGCCCAGCAGUCGAUGCGAGUCUCUCGUCGAACCAUGAUGCGAGGAGCAUCCGGUGGGGGUCCUCCUCCCCCCAUGGUCGUAUCCAAACCCCAUUCAGCCAACCAUAUGCUUCACGCUCAGGAAAGAGCACUGGGAGGCAAAAUACUCGGCGAGAUGCACGUCGACCAUAAGAAGGACCCCGAUAAUGUGGGCAACAUUGCAGACGAGGCGAUGGGAAAGCAUGGUCACAGAGCACACCACGCCACCGUGGCGAUCGUUCGGAAUAAGAAGCCUCCCAAACCGAAAAAACUGUUUGCCGACUCGUUUGGAUCAGGAUCUGGUCAUCACGGUCAGACUGGUCAUUUGGCCGAGGACAUUGCAGAAAUGACUGGAAAUCCGGACAUAAUCCGGCACAAAGUUGAUGACGUCGUUCUCCCAGUGGAGCACGGUGGGGGUGGUCAGAUCCCUCGAGGUGGAUACUUGAAGGCCCUCACAGCCCGAAGGAAGGAAGAGGAGUUGAUUGAAGAGCAGGCAAAACGAGGCCGCGGAGGUACAGGAUCUGUUUCUGGGAUGGACGCGCAAAAUAUUUUGUCCAGUUUUCUAGAACCGGUGGCCGUGGCGCAUGCAAAUAAUCACUCGUUGGAGCAGGAAGCCACUCCCUUGAUACAAGCACACACUCCAAGUGGGGUAAUAGUUCCGGUGAUAGGGUCACAUCAGGAUGCCCACUAUUUAAAUCCGGAGGCCGGAUCACAUGAAAAGGCGCACUAUUUACACAAUAGCGGAGAACAUCAACAAGCGCAUUAUUUGGGGGCAGGGUCACAUCAGAAUGCUCACUAUUUGGGGGCUGGAUCUCAUGAAAAUGCUCACUACUUGGGUGCAGGGUCACACCAAAAAGCUCACUAUCUUAACCCAGGGUCACACCAGAAUGCUCACUAUUUGGGGGCUGGAUCCCAUGAAAAUGCUCACUACUUGGGUGCAGGGUCCCAUCAGAAUGCGCACUAUCUCAACGCCGGGUCACGUACCGGUUCCCAUCAGCAUGCCCACUAUUUGAAUGACGGUGGCGGUGGUACUAGGAAAGGGUCACAUCAAAAUGCCCACUACUUAAACCAUGGCUCCCAUCAGCAUGCCCACUAUUUAGAGAAUGGCGAAAAAGGUCAACACCAACACGCUCACUAUAUCAACGGCACAGAGGCAGGUCACCACGGGAAUGCGCACUACCUCAAUGCAGGGUCGCAUCAAAACGCUCACUAUCUCAACGGGGAAAAAGGUCAACAUCAGCACGCCCACUAUAUUAAUGACCCCGAGCGAGGUCAACACCAACAUGCCCAUUAUAUUAAUGACCCCGAGCGAGGUCAACACCAACAUGCCCAUUAUAUUAAUGACCCCGAGCGAGGUCAACACCAACAUGCCCAUUAUAUUAAUGACCCCGAACGAGGUCAACACCAGCACGCCCACUAUAUUGAUGACACCGAGCGGGGUCAACAUCAACACGCCCACUAUAUUAAUGACCCCGAGCGAGGUCAACACGAGCACACCCACUACGUUAACGACCCCGAGCGAGGUCAACACGAGCACACCCACUACAUAAACGGCGAAACCGAAACUCAGGGUCACAGUCAUGACAGAGGUCAGCACGAAAAUGCCCACUACAUAAAUCAGGAAGCUCACCACGAACGGGGUCAGCACGGCCACGCCCAUUACCUUGAGCGAGGUCAGAAUGCCCAUAAGCAUCAAAAAAACAAUACUCGAGGGUCUCAUCAGAAUGCGCACUAUCUCAACGACGAGGGUCGUCAUCGCCACGAGCAUGAACGAGGUCAACACGAGCACACCCAUUACCUCGGAAGUCAGGGUACGAGUCGACAUAACAAUUCUAAAACCGGCAGAGGUCAUAAAGGUCAACAUGAGAAUGCCCACUAUAUUGAGAAAGUACGAGAAACAGAACAAGGCAGGUCACGAUCACGGCAUAAUAAUUCCGCCGGUGGGGGAAUCCCGUCCGGUACGACGCGAACUAUUCGGACCGGUUUUCUCGGAGGGCCGCACGGAACAAAUGAAAUAUUCAAUCAUGAAAUGCACGGAACUCGCAAGGGGAACGAGUUUGAUCGUGCCACAAACAAAUGGUCCGUCCGAACUGUGGUCCUUUUCAAAAAUCCUAACCCAUUUGGAGACGAAGAUGACUAGUAGCAAAUUGAAGAAGAAGGUCUUAAAUUAAUUUAAAAUGAUUCAGAAUAGCUUAAUUUCCAAAUGUCAAAUUUUAAAUCAGCAACAAAAUAAAUGUGAUUAUUUAUGCGAUCAUGUAUGAAAUGGAAAAACUCUAGUAUGCCACCCGUGGGUGCCGUAUUGGGUCAUACGAUAUAUCAUUUUCUUAAGUUCGACGAGCUGAACCAUAAUAUCCAAACCAUUUAGUGCGGAAAUGACCCAUUCAAAAGUUAUAAAGGUCAAAGCUUUAAAAUUUUAUUGAAUUUUGGACGCUUCAGAGAAUGACUGAUAUAAUUUUGAGAAAAAUCAUUUUACAUUCUGGCCAAAAAUGUCGCAUUUCAUACUCUCACUCGCACUCUCAGACUCAUAA
Messenger RNA from Folsomia candida, 5755 nucleotides. RefSeq names its product filaggrin-2. The transcript is spliced from 7 exons. Gene Ontology annotation, cellular component: membrane. Bases 1834 to 5367 code for a protein of 1177 amino acids. The record is from RefSeq and is a predicted model, not a curated record. NCBI's taxonomy places the organism in Eukaryota, Metazoa, Arthropoda, Collembola, Entomobryomorpha, Isotomidae.